AUGACCAUCCCCCCUCGAUCCCCACUCCGCCUGCUGCAAGCUCAGAAAGGCGCCAACACCACCAUUUCUGUCUCAUCUCAUUCACCUCUUCUCACCAGCCGGCUACCACACCUUUCACCAACCCCAUCCUCAUCAUGUGGCCUUCCGUCGCCCGAUCUGCUUUCCCCUCUAGUCUACAGCCCCCUAUCAAUGCUUUUCGAAGGCAUCAUUGCCGACUCAGCAUCCAUCUACACCCUGCAAGGUGGAGAGGGCAGCGGCAUCCCCUACAGCCCUCUUGACUCUCCUCGUGACUAUGCAUGUUCACGUUGUUCCUCGAGCAUCAAUUCUUCGGAGGCAAGCACGAUUGUACCUACUCCACAAACACUCGCUAUGGUGCUAGGGAAAAAGGGAGGCAGAGUAGGGGAAAAGCUGGAUCAGGCGCUAGAAGAGCUCUUACAGCAGGACAGCGACUCUCGCUCCAGCUCUCGACUUGGUCUGCGACCUGAAAGACGAGAGAGUGGCGUGAGUGUGCCGUGUGGUUUUGCAGCCAAAAAGGAGUCGUCGGGAUGUGCAACGAUGAAUGACGACACACCGUCAAUUCUGACAAUGCCGGGUGGAGGUCCGCUGCUUGAUACCAUCAAUGCUGAGUGCUUGAAGCCAUUUUGGAACAGCCCUUUGCUCGAGCCUACUGCUCUUGGCUUGUAUAAACCUUCUGCACCUUCAGACGUGAUGAAAGAGCAAGUGCAGCACAGGGGAAAGGUACCAAGCAGACCUCCGCGUCCAGCUCACUGCUCGACAACGCUUGAAGAUCUGAUCGAUCUUAGCCCCAACAGCUUCUCUGGUACCUUCAAGCCGGCAAGCAUUGCUGGCACUGCAUCACCAAGCCUGCGCAGCCUGAGAAAAACUCCAGCAGAGUACCUCAAGUCGCACAGACGGACUAGUAGCAUCCAGACGCUUGAUACUUUUGGGGUGCCGAGGGGCCUAGGACAAGCAGGAGUGACAAAAGCUGAUCCGGCUCCUGUGAUGCUGGAAGCAGAGGCAGCGAAGGAAAGUGAUAGUGUAAGUAUUAGCAGUAUGGCAACUUUUGUCUCCGCUCGGUCCAUGGAUUCACUCCAACAGAGAUCGGUGGAGCAGGACAGGGAGAUGGUGGUAGAGAAAGUUUCCCAGUAUCCAUCAGUACCGAUCGUCCGUAUAGCACCUGCACCUGUCCGCCAGAAGAAGGAGCAACAACAGCUACAGCACCAGCGUAGACCAGGUCUCGAGAACAGAUGCUAUCCACCCUCAGCCAGCCGCUCUCCUGCACCGCCGGCGCCGCAAGAGCUUCAUCUUCCCCAGUCAAAACACGGCGAAAAGCCACAAGCAACACAACGCAAGCCAUCCCUCCUCCGUAAACUCAGCCUGAACAUCCUCUCCUCCAGGAAAAUAGAACUGCAGAACCAUACUGGUCCAACAGACUACAGCAAAUCUCCUCGCUUCUCGUCUUCUCUCCCCGUCAGCGUCAACACCACUGUCACGCCUUUUCCCAUCACCGUCGUUCCCUUUUCCACUACCCCCCCGGUAAGAACGCCGCUGAGCCGAAAGACGAGUUUUUUUCGCCCUGCACCGUCCAAUCCUAAUAUGAAUGGAGGAUCGCCUGCCUCUCCCGCCGUUGUGAGCUCCCAAUUGAACCGCAAAACUAGCUUCUCUUGCGAACCGCCCAAAGGAGCACUGGCACGAGAAAGGAGCACAUCCUUCUCCACCCGCCCCUCACCACCACUAUCCACGCCCAUCUCGCCACCAAUGAUGCGAUUCCGUUCCGCAUCAGACCUGAACUCUCGAUACAUCUCCCGCAACCGAUCCGGCUCAAUGAACUCCUCUUACCCCCCUCCCUCGGCUUCUUCUCUCAGCAACAAUUCGCCUCUGCCACGCAAAUCAUCGCUCAAGCGGACUCCCUCCCGCAGCUCGCGCAGCAGCAGUAGCACCACAAACAGUGCAACCGCUUGCCCUGGCAGUGCCAGAUCGCAACCCAAGAGCAACAGAGCGAGAAUCGUCGGAAGCGCAACAGAGUGCGUCAGUGCAAGAAAAGUCACGUUUGGAGAUGUGACUACUAGUCGUGUUGCUCGUGUUUCGCAGUUGGAGGCUGAGGAAUCGGUCGAGAUAUUGGUGGAUGAAGAUGCCAGGAUUCAAGAAAGGUUGGUGGAAAGCAAGCAGGAUGAGGAUACGCGGCAGAGGGAGAUAGAGAAGGAGGCUAAGAAAAGCAGGGAGGAGAAAGGGAUCGAUGUUUCGCCUGCGGUGCGCGGUCCCUGGAUCCAAUUGCACAGCUUGUCGAUGCCUUGGAGUAGGAGAUCCUAG
This is a messenger RNA of Ustilago hordei, 2310 nucleotides long. RefSeq lists its product as uncharacterized. The coding region runs from base 1 to 2310 and encodes 769 amino acids. The record is from RefSeq and is a predicted model, not a curated record. Lineage: Eukaryota; Fungi; Basidiomycota; Ustilaginomycetes; Ustilaginales; Ustilaginaceae. The transcript has a single exon.